AUGGCGUUUGCAUUUGUUUUUUUUAAAUUACUGCAUUUACUUCCGUACUCGGAGGGAAUCAUAGCGCGCUUUUUUAAGGCAGCGUCCACGAUUGAGCUCCCGCGGGAGAUGUACUGCGACGGGCUGUUUGGUUUGGAGAUGCUGAAGACGCACCAGCGAAUGAUCUGGACCGAGCUGAAUAAGCCAGCUAUCUGCGGCCUCGAGGCUCCAAACCCUGAGCUCUUUUCAGUAGAUGGCAGCGUGAGCUUCCGUUUACUGGACUUUGCGCAAGACGGAAUGCCUCUGGUGGUCAACUUUGGAAGUUACACUUGUCCAGUGUUCAGAGCUCGUUUGGGCGAGUUUGGCGAGCUUGUAGAGAGCUUUAAAGCAACUGCGAAGUUUGUGACGGUGUACGUAAAGGAAGCACAUCCAACGGACGAGUGGUUUCUUAAGAACAAUGAAACUAUCAGACAGCACAAGUCGUUGAUGGAGCGAUGUGAUGCUGCAAAGAAACUUCUUGGCACCAAAACACUGCGCACUCCGCUCUUAGUGGAUACCAUGGAGAAUGCAGCUAACGAAGCCUAUGGGGCAGUGCCGACACGUCUCUACAUCAUUCAGAGCGGGAUAGUACAGUACGCCGGAGGGAUCGGGCCAACAUUCUACAGACCGUGGGAGGUAAAAAAAUGGCUUGAGGACAAUAUGUCAUCUGUUGAUGCAAAUAAUAAUAAUAAUAAUAAUAAUAAUAAUAAUAAUAAUAAUAAUAAUAAUAAUAAUAAUAAUAAUAAUAAUAAUAAUAAUAAUAAUAAUAAUAAUAAUAAUAAUAAUAAUAAUAAUAAUAAUAAUAAUAAUAAUAAUAAUAAUAAUAAUAACAGACUCGACUUCUCCUUCGAAAGGCAUAGAGCCUAGGUGUCGAAGUCUAAGCUGCAGUCUAAGUUGCUAUUACCUACAAAAGACUUAAAGAUAUACACCAUAACCGAUCGGUGCAGGUAGCUUUGGUUGCCCACACAGAUGUGAUACCAAGAAGGAACAAAUCAAUACGAGGUUUCUACAAAUGUAAUAACUAUCUUAGAAACUUAGAAGAGACAAAAAAUAAUAAAAAUAUUGGUAGCAAUUAUUCUUUAGUUGCACAUAGCCUGCUGCCAUGGGUAUACAAUGUAGAUAGACUGUGCUCCAUUUUUCCAACUGUUCAUUUAAAUAGGAUUUAAUUAGAAUGGAAGAGCUUACUGAAUAAUCAUGUAGUAUAGUUUUAUAAGUACCGUCAAAUUAUUAAAAGAACAUAUUGUACAUACUCAAGAAAAUGGUGGUUUAAGAAAUAAAGAAAAAAAUCAAAUAAAAAGAUAGAGAGAACACA
Molecule: messenger RNA, 1330 nt
Organism: Nematostella vectensis (starlet sea anemone)
Lineage: Eukaryota; Metazoa; Cnidaria; Anthozoa; Actiniaria; Edwardsiidae
Product: type I iodothyronine deiodinase
Exons: 2
Coding region: 1-885 (294 amino acids)
Molecular function (GO): thyroxine 5'-deiodinase activity
Source: RefSeq, a predicted model, not a curated record